UUUUGUUGUGAUAACACGAGCGCUUUGUUAAAGCGUUUCAAAGAAAUAAUUAAAUAGAAAUAAUAAUAAACAAAUAUUUAAUAAAUAAUAAAAUAAAUAAUAAAAAUAGUUAAAUAAACUCAAAUUUAAUGUAAAAUUAAAAAAGUAGAAAAAAAACGUAUUCAAAAGAGAGAACAACUUAUACACACAUAUUUUCCUUUAGAGUAUACACACACAUACAUACAUAUUAACAUACAAACAAACAUUCCUAAGGAGCAAAAAUUUUACUAUAACAAGGAGAUAAAGAAAAAAAAAUCAUAUAAUAAAACUAAGAACAAGCAUAAAAGCUAGAGCAAAAGCAAGUUACAGUUAGAAAGAAGAGGAGAGAGAGAGCGAAUGAGAAGGAUUGCAAUAAAACAAAAAUCAAGCAUAGAGAAAAUUUGACAUUUUAGUUUAUAAUUUCAAAAAGGAAACUUAAGCAAUUUAUUUUAAAAUUUGAAUAAAAUAAAGGAAAAAAAUAAUAAAAUAUUUGAUAAAAAUUAAAAAAAGAAAGUUCAUCAUAAAUUAUAUUAAAUUUUAACCAAAAGAAAUUUGUGUUUUAGUGUUUACAGGCAAAAGAAACGUUAAAAAUCAAUAAUUUAGAAAAUUAAUAAAAAAAAAUAUCGAAAAAUAAACCAGAAAUAUUUUUAGUUAAGUGUUUUUAAAAACCCAACAACUAACCUUUAAAAAACAACAAAAAUAUCAUCAUGGAUAUGUUAAAUCAAAUCUUAAAUAUGAAUGCUGGUGGUGCCUAUGGUGGUGGCAAGGCUGGUGGCGCCUUUGAUCCCCUUUCAUUUGCCAUGAAACCACAAGUAGUGAUACGAGCCUUGUGUUGGCUUUUCUCCAUUGUUGUCUUCGGUUGCAUAUCGUCAGAAGGUUAUCGCGAAGAAGAUGGCAAAGAUGUUUGCAUAUUAAACGAUGACAAUAUGGCCUGCAAGUAUGGCAAUACAGUGGGCGUUUUUGGUUUUCUUGCGUCCAUGGCGUUUAUAGUGGGUGAAUUUCUAUUCGAACGCAUGUCAUCGGUGAAAAGUCGGAAACGUUUUGUGAUGGCUGAUAUGGGUUUUUCAGCCUUUUGGGCCUUCAUGUAUUUUGUGGCCUUUAUUUAUAUUUGGUCUCAGUGGAGUUCGGCUGAAAUGCCUCCUGGUGGCAUUGGUGCCAGUAAUAUGCAAGCUGCCAUUGUUUUCUCAUUAUUUUCCAUAUUCACUUGGGCUUUAUGUGCUUUCUUGGCUUAUAAACGUUUCUUAAUUGGUGCAGGCGAUGAAUUUACCUCAGCCUUUGAAAAUGAUCCUGCCAAUGUUGUGCAUCAACAGGCCUACAAUAGCUAUUCCGUGGACAAUGAUAAUGAUCAAUAUAGUGCUUCACCCUUCACAGCUCAGCAAACAGGCAUGGAGCAACAACCCAAUAUGGAUUAUCAACAGCCCACCUAUUAGAUAUCAUUUAAAACACCCUAAAAACAUAGAAAAUAUUCCUUAGAUUUUUGUAGUUCACUUGACAUACUACUUACUACUCACUGUUGAUAUUUCCCUGAAAAAUACAUAAAAUAUUUUUGCAAAUUUUGAACUAAAUCUGUCGCUCAAGGUAAAGAACAACAAAUAAAACAUUGUAAACUUGAACAAUACAAAACAUACACCGAAAUGAUACAUAUUUAAAACAAAAACAAAAAACAUUAAAACAUUAACAAACUCACACAAUAAAAC
Lucilia sericata (common green bottle fly) is the source of this 1715-nucleotide messenger RNA. It is a transcript of the gene Syngr, whose product is annotated as synaptogyrin. The record is from RefSeq and is a predicted model, not a curated record. Lineage: Eukaryota; Metazoa; Arthropoda; Insecta; Diptera; Calliphoridae. Gene Ontology annotation, cellular component: neuromuscular junction; synaptic vesicle membrane. The transcript is spliced from 6 exons. Bases 726 to 1448 code for a protein of 240 amino acids.